Limulus polyphemus (Atlantic horseshoe crab) is the source of this 2630-nucleotide messenger RNA. RefSeq names its product homeobox protein aristaless-like. The record is from RefSeq and is a predicted model, not a curated record. Gene Ontology annotation, biological process: regulation of transcription by RNA polymerase II. Gene Ontology annotation, molecular function: RNA polymerase II transcription regulatory region sequence-specific DNA binding; DNA-binding transcription factor activity, RNA polymerase II-specific. NCBI's taxonomy places the organism in Eukaryota, Metazoa, Arthropoda, Merostomata, Xiphosura, Limulidae. The transcript is spliced from 4 exons. The coding region runs from base 83 to 1381 and encodes 432 amino acids.
CCACCACGGGUAUCGAAACCCGGAUUCUACCGUUGUAAGUCCGCAGACAUGCCGCUGUGCCACUGAGGGACCCUUCUUGCUCAUGAAAGACAUCUGUUCAGAAUUAGCAAGACAUCGACAUCACACUAUAGCUCCACAACCAGUCUCUGCUACAAGUCGUUCUUCUCCUUGUUUCAACUCUUUGCCGUCUGAACCAUCCGAUUUGACAACGAAACGAAACACGUCUGAGAAAAAAUUUUCCGAAGGUCUUCGGUCGCAUGUGCUUUCCACGAGCACGGACCUGAGAAUUAGGGUUAGCCCGACUAUGGGUAUUUCUGAGAAGCCCGAAAGCCGGUGUAUUAGUGAAGGAGCUGGUACUGUAGAAGGCUCUCCUGGCGAAGCCCCGCUGUCCGUAAUGAGGCUCGUAGGUCAGUCUUCGCCCUUGCCGGCUACGAAAGGCAGUCCUACCCUAAAAGAAGAGCCCAGUUCUACAGCACUGAAUCUAGCACCAUCAACUGACGAUCUAAAUAGCUCCUGUUAUCAACAAGACUCAGAUGAACCUGAAGACAAAGGGGGUCAGGGAGGGGAUUAUGGAGACACUAACCGAGGUCCAGAUACAAUCGCGAUUGAAGAAUUUCCUAAACGCAAACAGCGACGAUACCGUACGACGUUCACUAGUUUUCAACUAGAGGAACUGGAAAAAGCUUUUUCUCGAACGCAUUAUCCUGAUGUUUUUACAAGGGAAGAAUUAGCCAUAAGAGUAGACCUCACGGAGGCCCGCGUACAGGUCUGGUUCCAGAACCGAAGGGCUAAAUGGAGAAAACAGGAGAAAGCUGCAGGAAAUGUCACGCAAGCCCAGGGGUAUAACCCGUACACCUUGCCACCGCCAUCUACCACAGCAACGACAGUGCUCGGACCACCAAAUCCUUUUACUUCGCUCAACUUUCCCAGGAAACCAUAUGAUCCUGCACUUUUCAGUGCCGCCUCGCGACUCCCUCCUUCAUAUUUACCAUCUGCAGCCACAGGUCUGUUGCCACCAGCAGGAGCCUAUCUAGGACCGUCGGCAUAUGCCUUGCGCGACCUCGCUUCUUACCCAAGUUCCCUCCUACCCGCAACAAUGUCAGCUCCAUUUUCAUCUCCGUAUCCAACCACCUCGUUCCAAACAUUACUGGCCAAUUUAUCGGCUCAAAGCAGACCAAAGUUGCCAGGAGAGGCCACCAGCGAACAUUAUGCAGGGCUUCUCAAUCACUUGCCUUCGGUCUCAUCGGCCACGGGCAUUCUACCCGGUCCCUUGGAAUUUGACCGUCGGAGCUCCAGUAUAGCAGCUCUUCGCAUGAAAGCAAGAGAGCAUGAGAUCCGUAUGGAAAUUAUUCGGAAAGCAAACGGUGAAUUUAUCAGUUGAAGAAAUCAACAAGUUCUUUUUUUUCAUUGAAAACGCAGUUCCUGACGGAAAGAAAAAGUUUCAAACCAAAGCUACAGGCCGUUUCUUGUGGAAGUUCUUGAAAACUGAGAACGUCUUUACAACCAACGUCGAUAUUUCGUACUUUCAGACUGUGAUUUUUAUGGCCUUUUAUGCAUUUAGUUUCCGUCCAAUAGAGUGAAAUACACAACAGAGUUGUAAAAAUUCAUGGCCUUAACGUUUUUGCACAUAGCAUGAAAUGUUCACUCUAGUGUAUAAUCCACAGUCUUAUUGAAUAUUAAAUAGACUAACAACAGCACCGGUUACAUUCACCUUGAAAAAAUAAUUACUUAGUAUGGUCAGAUACUGUGGUUUACUGGUGCACCUUUUCUCACGCUUUCCUAAUGCAUUAUUUUAACUUUCGAACAUUUUGAAUUUUUUAAAAAAGAAUAAUUCAAUUAAACGAUAUCGGGAUCCUAGUUCUCUAUUACACCAAGAAGUCCUUUUGUAGUUGCCUUCUUCCACUGAUAUAAAGUCCAGGAUAGCUCGUAUUUUUUUGUGAUCUUUUUGGGAAAAAGUGAUGCUAUAGAGUCUCUUGUUUGUUGGUACUUUAUUUAUUACAGCUGUGCGAUUUGAACAAUUUUACGCUGAGGGUUUUUCAGUUUAAAAUAAAACAUUCCGUCGAUAACCGAGUCAAUGCUAUGAUGUCUGUAUGGAAGGGUUGUAAAUUUGUAAACGCUAUAUUUGGUGGCUGGUCGUGUAACACAGACACCAGAAACAUACGUGGAAAAACUUUUAUAUGCUUAUUGUUAUACGUGUUUUCUGUGUCUACGAGCAGACUUUAGCACUUAUAUAAAAAAAAUUAAAUAAAAUCACAUUUGGAAAACUAAUUAGCACUUAUAUUUUUAAAAGUAAGAUCACAUUUGGAAAAGUAAUCCAGUAACAACAAAAACUGAACUUUGACUCCUUAUAAUGAUGUAUUUUGGCAAAUAAACAUUAAAAAUCUUUAACAUAAUUAAAUUUCUAUUUAUUAAACUCGUAGGUGAUGCAAGAUGUUUGUAGAAUGACUUUAAAUACACGACAAAAAGACCGUCCAUUGUUUGUUUGGUUUGAUGGACAACAUAACGCCAGCAACCUUUCGGUUACUUCUAUAAAUAGUUACUAAAAGGUCCAUAAUGUAAAAUCAUGAUCUGACCGUAUUAGAUGUCCUGGUUUGAAGAUGGCAUUUGUAAUAAAGGCAGUUAUGUGGUUC